Molecule: messenger RNA, 2764 nt
Organism: Papilio xuthus (Asian swallowtail)
Lineage: Eukaryota; Metazoa; Arthropoda; Insecta; Lepidoptera; Papilionidae
Gene: Osi24
Product: Protein Osi24
Exons: 9
Coding region: 476-1969 (497 amino acids)
Cellular component (GO): membrane
Source: RefSeq, a predicted model, not a curated record
CAGCCAUUUAAUUUCAACUAGUCUGAUUAAACAUUUUAAUAGAAAAAAUAAGUAUUAUUAUUUGGAAUAAGUUUUGUUAGUGUAUUAAUUUAAGUGUCAUGUCCCCACGCGUGGCAACUUUUUGUGUCGGUAAAAGUUGUUUGGUGGGAGAACGUAUGCUGUGCCACGGCCGUGACAGUGGCACAGGAACUUUGCUCGGAACAAAAUCUCUCUAUAUUAAAAAUAAUAAAAGUACGAUAUUCUGACAUUAGUGUUGUGUGUUCUUAUGUGAUUUAUAUUAAUUAUUAUUACAUUUAUUUUGUGUUUGUGAUACAUUGUGAAGGAAAAGAACUGGGUUGGUUUUCUCUUUCGAUUACUAUCGGAUUUUUUGGUGAGAGUCACGAAAUGGAUGUUUCUAAGCUAUUAUUGAAUCCAUGAAAAUUGCUGCUUGUCAAAAGAAACUAUCCGGUGAUGAAUUUUGAAAGAAUAUUUAAAAAUGUACCAAACAGGCACCGUAUUUAGCAAACUAACCAGACUAUGUCGGUUUAGGUUUGCUGAUAAAAUUAUAAUUAUAUUAUACAUAUAUCUUUUAAUGGUUAAAUGUGACUGUGAAAAUAAAUUCAAAGAUACAAGUCGAAAUUAUAACGAAACCAAAAUAUUAAAUAAUUUAGAAAGUAAUUUAGAAUCUACUAACUGCCAUAGUUGUGUGAAUAAUUUAAAAGAAAAUAACGACUCAAAUAUAACAAACGAGAAAACCAAUGAUAAUGAAGAAGAAAAAACUGAAAGUUUUAUGGACCGAGUUAUAGAUAAAGUUAAUACAUUUACAAAGAAAUAUAUCAUCGUUAAUCAAACAGAGAGUCAAUUGGAGAAUGAAUUUGAAAAAAUAUUAGACAAUGCAUUGAGUAAAGAUCGAUAUGAAAUUUUAGAAGGAAUUGAAAUACGACCAAUAGAAAAGAAAGAUUUGAUGAGAACAGACAAAGUUGAAGGCAGAGCACUAUUUAGUACUUAUACUUACGAGUACAGACUCUAUCAUAAGAUAAAGAACUUCUUUGAUACUCAUAUAUUAUCUAUUAACCUUCCAAAAGCCGCAAGACUGAUGGGAUUUAGAUCUUUCGGUCUAAAGAAAUUCUUUCUACCGUUGAUUAUCGGCAUGCAAAUCUUCAAGAGUAUUCUUCUGGCAAUGUUCCUGCCGAGUAUUUUGGGAAGUUUCGGUAAAAUUCUUGGUAAAGGAAUAUCUCAAUUGUCAGCAGCAUCAAGCCAAGCAAGUUAUCCACCGGCUAACACAGAUGAUCAAAGCGCGUACAACGACAACAAAGACUUCAUGGGUUAUGACACCAAUCAAGCUGGUAGCUACGCUUAUCCACAAGAAGGCUUGUACGAAGCAAUGGCUGAAGCCAAUGAUGCUAAUGAUCUGUCAAACGUCGAUAUGUCCAGAUUCGGUGCUAGCGGCCAGAAAGUAUCAUACUUGCCUUCAAAGAACAGCUACUACAAAAAUCAAAUGUCGAACACUAAUAAUUAUAAGAUAUUCCAGAAAAUACCAUCCUCGUCUGUGAUUCUUAGUAACUACGAUCCAUUUUAUUCGCCGCUGCUUUCUCGACUUGAUGGUAUAUUUGCAAGAUUAGGUCUAGCGCCAUCAGAGAAUUCGAUUGACAAUGGUGCGGGAGGUCAGAACAUGGUCGACAUGAAGUUAGAGUCAUGUCGCGAGCAACUUAUCUGCCUGAUGUACUCCAGCCCGGCGAAGUACGCGCCAUACAGUAACUUGGUGUCGGCGCAGUUGAGCAGGGAACUAAACGAGCUUCGUCGUCCGGUGUCUGAUAACCCUGAGAUUUUACGGUUCUUCCGCUACAUGCGAGCAGCACGUCGUGGUCAGGAGGGUGCUGACUGCGUGGGGCUGCAUCCCGCCUGCGCUACUGCGACACCAUCACAUACUAUGAUAGCUGCCUACCAUGAUAUCAACAAACUCGUCACCGCUAGGAAGAUUAAGAAGUGAUAGGGUUUCUGAAGACACCAGCCAUUCUGCGGUUCUAAAGUCAAUUUUAUGAAAAUUAUAAUGCAUUGUCUAAAUUGUAAAUGCUUUUAUAAAUAAUUUUAAAUUUAAUAUUCAGUUCAAUUAUUUCUUAUUGUUUCACUUUCAAGUAUCACUCUAAAUUUUAACUUUUGAAAUUCCAUUAAAACAUCACCCUGUAUUUCCAUUAAAAUGUCUAAAUGUAAUUAACUUGACAAUAAGAUUGUGAUUAUAAUUUAAUUGUAUUUCAAACAUUAAUUAGAUUUGACACAUUUAAUGAAAAUGUUUACUUUACAUUAAACAAUACUUGUUUUAUUAAAAAGAUGUAAAUAUUAGAUUAUAAUAUAUUUAUUAAAUUAAAUUAAGUUCCAUUGAAAAUGGAAAAAUAAUUAAUUUAUUUAUUUGAUGUAUGAAUGUAAUUUAUUGUGUAAUUGUAUUUAUUGUGUGCGUGUUAUAAUUUUAAAUAAAUAUUAAUUGAAUACUUAUUUUUUUUAUAUAAAUACUGUAAACUUUAAUAUUAAUCUUGGUCUGAUUUGAUUAAAAUAUUAAUUAUCUUUAUUAUUUUGUUUUAUAAUGAAAUCCUUCACUUUAAAAGAUACGUUAUAACAUUUAAUAUUUUAAUUAAAUUUUGUACCACCCUAUGUAAAUUUGUUCGUUAUGAAAUACGUUAUUUUGUAAAUUUAAAUAAAGAUAUUAAAAGUCUUAAGAGAAUUUUGUAAAUUACUUUAACAUAACUUAUAUAAAAUUAAUAUCGUUGUGUUUACACUUAAUUAAAUAAUU